Octodon degus (degu) is the source of this 1053-nucleotide messenger RNA. It is a transcript of the gene Slc30a8, whose product is annotated as solute carrier family 30 member 8. The record is from RefSeq and is a predicted model, not a curated record. Lineage: Eukaryota; Metazoa; Chordata; Mammalia; Rodentia; Octodontidae. Gene Ontology annotation, cellular component: plasma membrane. Gene Ontology annotation, biological process: response to zinc ion; response to glucose; insulin secretion. Gene Ontology annotation, molecular function: zinc ion transmembrane transporter activity.
AUGGAGUCUCUAGAAAGAAGUUCCCUUGUGAAUGAUAAAGUAAAAAAAAUAUAUAGUUUUCAAAUCAAGAGUCUGGAACUCCAGCAGAGCCCUGCAAAUAGCGAUCAGAGUCCAGAAGCAAGAUCAGAGGAGCUGGAGCAGGGCGACAUCUAUCACUGCCACAGCAGCUCCAAGGCCGCAGAGAACAGGGCAAAAGAGCAGGCACUUGCCAGGUGGAAGCUGCGCGCCGCUUUGGUGAUAUGCCUGCUCUGCAUGGCCGCAGAGGUCGUGGAUAAUCAUAUUCCGGGAGUCUUUGCCGUGGUCACAGAUGCUGCCCAUCUCUUGGUGGACCUGACAAGCUUCCUGCUCAGUCUGUUUUCCCUGCGGCUGUCCUCAAACCCCUCCAGAAGGCUGACGUUUGGGUGGCACCGAGCAGAGGUCCUUGGUGCCCGGCUGUCCAUCCUCCUCAUCUGGGUGAUGACUGGUGUGCUGAUAUACCUGGUGAGUGUACGCCUGCUGCACCCCAACUGCCAGAUCCAAGCCACCUUGACAAUCAUCAUUUCUGGGUGAGCAGUGGAGGCCAAUGUUGUAAUAAGUGUACUUUUGCACAAGGGAUGCCUUGACCACAAUCACAAGGAAGGCCGAGCUAAUGCCAGUGUCACCACUUUUGUGCAUGCACUUGGGGGUGUGUUCCAGAGCGUCAGCAUGCUAAUCAGUACCAUUAUCAUCCACUUUAAGUUCCAUUCCUGGUGCUCCCUGAGUAACUGCAGCCUCCCACUCCUUUCUUCCCCUGGAAUACCCAAAGGCCUGACUUACAGUGAUGUGAAAGAGCUCAUUCUAGCUGCCUAUGGUGUGUCCUCUGUGUACAGCCUGCACAUCUGAGGUCUAAUGAUGAACCAAGUGAUCCUCUCAGUGCAUGUUGCUACAGUGGCCAGCUGGGACAGCCAAAUUGUUCAGAAAGGGUUGGCCCGAGCCCCCAGCAAUAGCCUCAUGGUGCACUCCCUCAUCAUUCAAAUGGAGUCCCCAGCUGGCUAAGACCCCAACUGCCUUUUCUGUGAAGAUCCCCAGGGCUAG